AUGCCUCGCAUAGCACCCAGAACGACACUACGCUCGAUAUCAUUAUUCUCCAGCGUCUUCGCCACCAGCAGCGGCAAUACCACGAACCCCAAAAUGGACCCAAUAAUACGAAAUUACACACCCAAGAACCCAAACGGAGCAUUUCCAUACUCCAAAGCCGACCUGACACCCACGGAAGCCGGGCACGAUGCUUCAUUCUACACGAUCCCGCGCUUCGUGACGCACAUCGACGACAACGCGAUCGUCAAUUUACGGAAAUACUACGACCAAGUCCUGCCGCGAAAAGGCCGCAUCCUGGAUUUCUGCUCAAGUUGGAUAUCACACUACCCUCCCGAUCUCGCCAAAGCGACUGAGAGCGGCGAUCUCGAAGUCCUCGGCACAGGCAUGAACAAGUCCGAACUGAGCCAGAAUCCCAUCUUGAAAGCAUGGUCUGUCCAGGAUCUGAACGAAGAUCCCAAGCUGCGACUCCCAGGCGACAGCAGCACCACCAGCGGCGAAGACGAACCCAAACUCAUCGACGCCGCCACAUGCGUUGUCUCGAUCGACUACCUGACCCAACCCGUCGAGGUUCUGGGCAGCAUCCGCCAGCAGACGACCACAGGGGGCAAAGUGCACCUAAUCAUUUCGAACCGGUGCUUCCCGACGAAAGUCGUGGGGCGAUGGCUGAAAGUCGACGAGGCACAGCGGCUGGAUAUGGUGGGCGACUACUUGUGGUGGAGCGGGUGGCGAAACAUCGAGAUCCAGACGCUGGUGGAGGCGUCGUGGACAAAGGAUCCUUUGUGGGUGGUGAGGGCGGAGAAUACUGUCGGUGCACAGUGA
This is a messenger RNA of Exophiala bonariae, 819 nucleotides long. RefSeq lists its product as uncharacterized. Bases 1 to 819 code for a protein of 272 amino acids. The record is from RefSeq and is a predicted model, not a curated record. NCBI's taxonomy places the organism in Eukaryota, Fungi, Ascomycota, Eurotiomycetes, Chaetothyriales, Herpotrichiellaceae. The transcript has a single exon.